GCCAGCUCGGAAGGAAGGAGGGAAGGGCAGCGAGCGGCAGCGAAGAGUUCGCCUUGACUCCUCCUCCGCCGGUGCCUCCCUCCCUUGCCAAGCCCAGCCUGUGCAACUGAGUGAGAGGAUCACUCCGCAAUGCCUGCCCCUCUCUGACUGCACGGGCCCCGCGCUCCUGCCGCCGCCGCCACCGAGCGGAGCCUGCGGAUUGGUCCCCACCGACGGCGCAGCCGGCCGGCCAGGCCGCGGGACCCGGAGGCGAGCAGCGGCCGCCGCUGCGCGGGUGCGCCCGGCCGCCCGGCCGCCAGGUGCCGCGCAACCGGCCGCCGAGAUGCGCAGCCCGCCGGGGCUCCGCGCGCUGUGGCUCUGCGCCGCGCUGUGCGCCUCCCCGUGUGCCGGCGGCGCCCCCCAGCCCGGAGCGGGGCCUGCCGCCUGCCCGGCCCCCUGCCACUGCCAGGAGGACGGCAUCAUGCUGUCCACCGACUGCUCCGAGCUGGGGCUCUCGGCUGUGCCGGGGGACCUGGACCCCCUGACGGCUUUCCUAGACCUGAGCAUGAACAACCUCACGGAGCUUCAGCCGGGCCUCUUCCACCACCUGCGCUUCCUGGAGGAGCUGCGACUCUCUGGGAACCAUCUCUCACACAUCCCAGGACAAGCAUUCUCUGGUCUCUACAGCCUGAAAAUCCUGAUGCUGCAGAACAACCAGCUGGGACGGAUCCCUGCCGAGGCGCUGCGGGAACUGCCGAGCCUGCAGUCUCUGCGCCUAGAUGCCAAUGUCAUCUCCCUGGUCCCGGAGAGGAGCUUUGAGGGGCUGUCCUCCCUGCGCCACCUGUGGUUGGACGACAAUGUACUCGCCGAGAUCCCGGUCAGGGCCCUCAACAACCUCCCUGCCCUGCAGGCCAUGACCCUGGCCCUCAACCGCAUCCGCAGCGUCCCUGACUAUGCCUUCCAGAACCUCAGCAGCCUCGUGGUGCUGCAUCUUCAUAACAACCGCAUCCAGCAUCUGGGGCCUCACAGCUUCGAGGGGCUGCACAAUCUGGAGACCCUAGACCUGAAUUAUAACGAGCUGCAGGAGUUCCCUGUCGCCAUCCGGACCCUGGGCAGGCUGCAGGAACUGGGCUUCCAUAACAACAACAUCAAGGCCAUCCCGGAGAAGGCUUUCAUGGGCAACCCUCUGCUGCAGACCAUACACUUCUAUGAUAACCCGAUCCAGUCUGUGGGAAGGUCAGCGUUUCAGUCCCUGCCCAAGCUGCACACGCUUUCCCUGAAUGGCGCCACGGACAUCCAGGAGCUCCCUGACCUCAAAGGCACCACCAGCCUGGAGAUCCUGACCCUGACCCGCGCAGGCAUCCGGCUGCUCCCACCAGGGAUGUGCCAACAGCUGCCCAGGCUCCGAGUCCUAGAAUUGUCUCACAAUCAAAUCGAGGAGCUGCCCAGCCUGCACAGAUGUCAGAAGCUGGAGGAAAUCGGCCUCCAGGACAACCGCAUCUGGGAAAUCGGAGCUGACACCUUCAGCCAGCUGACCUCCCUGCGGGCCCUGGACCUGAGCUGGAAUGCCAUCCACUCCAUCCACCCCGAGGCCUUCGCGACCCUGCGCUCCCUGGUCAAGCUGGACCUGACAGACAACCAGCUCACCACCCUGCCCCUGGCUGGCCUCGGGGGCCUGGUGCACCUGAAGCUCAGAGGGAACCUGGCUCUAUCCCAGGCCUUCUCCACGGACAGUUUCCCCAGACUGAGGAUCCUGGAGGUGCCCUAUGCCUACCAGUGCUGUGCCUAUGGCAUCUGUGCCGGCUUCUUCAAGGCCUCUGGGCAGUGGGAGGCUGAGGACUUCCACCUUGAGGAGGAGGAGGCUCCAAAGAGGCCCCUGGGCCUGCUGGCUGGGCAAGCGGAGAACCACUAUGACCUGGACCUGGACGAGCUCCAGCUAGGGAUGGAGGAUGCGAAGCCACAGCCUAGUGUCCAGUGUAGCCCUACUCCAGGCCCCUUCAAGCCCUGUGAGCACCUCUUUGAGAGCUGGGGCAUCCGCCUGGCUGUGUGGGCCAUCGUGCUGCUCUCUGUGCUCUGUAACGGGCUGGUGCUGCUGAGCGUGUUUGCCGGUGGGCCUGGCCCCCUGUCCCCUGUCAAGUUCGUGGUGGGUGCAAUUGCAGGGGCCAACACCUUGACUGGCGUUUCCUGUGGCCUCCUAGCCUCGGUGGAUGCCUUGACCUACGGCCAGUUCGCGGAGUACGGAGCCCGCUGGGAGGUGGGGCUGGGCUGCCAGGCCACGGGCUUCCUGGCUGUCCUGGGGUCCGAGGCCUCCGUGCUGCUGCUCACCCUGGCUGCGGUGCAGUGCAGUGUCUCCGUCUCCUGCGUCCAGGCCUACAGGAAGGCCCCCUCCCUGGGCAGCGUUCGAGCAGGGGCCCUGGGCUGCCUGACGCUGGCAGGGCUGGCGGCGGCCCUGCCCCUCACCUCAGUGGGAGAAUACGGGGCCUCCCCACUCUGCCUGCCCUAUGCCCCACCCGAGGGCCGGCCAGCAGCCCUGGGCUUUGCAGUGGCCCUGGUGAUGAUGAACUCCCUCUGCUUCCUGGUAGUGGCUGGUGCCUACAUCAAACUCUACUGUGACCUGCCGAGGGGCGACUUUGAGGCUGUGUGGGACUGUGCCAUGGUGAGGCAUGUGGCCUGGCUCAUCUUCGCCGACGGGCUCCUCUACUGUCCCGUCGCCUUCCUCAGCUUCGCCUCCAUGUUGGGCCUCUUCCCUGUCACCCCUGAGGCUGUCAAGUCUGUUCUGCUCGUGGUGCUGCCCCUGCCUGCCUGUCUCAACCCUCUGCUCUACCUGCUCUUCAACCCCCACUUCCGGGAUGACCUGCGGCGGCUCUGGCCCUGCACAGGGGCUCCGGGGCCACUGGCCUGUGCUGCUGCUGGCGAGCUGGAGAAGAGCUCCUGUGAUUCCACCCAGGCCCUGGUGGCCUUCUCUGAUGUGGAUCUCAUUCUGGAAGCUUCUGAGGCUGGGCGGCCCCCUGGGCUGGAGCCCUAUGGCUUCCCCUCAGUGACCCUCAUCUCCUGUCAGCAGCCAGGGGGCCCCAGGCUGGAGGGCAGUCAUUUUGUAGAGCAGGAAGGAACCCACUUUGGGAACCCACAACCCUCCGUGAAUGGAGAACUGCUGCUGAGGGCAGAGGGGGCCACGUCAUCAGGCGGGACCUUGUCGCUGGACAGGGGCUUGCAGCCCUCUGGCUCGGCCUUUGCCUCACACUUGUAAAUGCGCCUCCCCAUUCUUCUCUGCCCGUCCCUUCCUCUCUCCUCCUGCGUGGAUGAUAGCUGCUUGUAAAAUAAACGCAACCGAACUCAA
Manis pentadactyla (Chinese pangolin) is the source of this 3316-nucleotide messenger RNA. It is a transcript of the gene LGR6, whose product is annotated as leucine rich repeat containing G protein-coupled receptor 6. The transcript is spliced from 18 exons. Gene Ontology annotation, biological process: G protein-coupled receptor signaling pathway. Gene Ontology annotation, cellular component: membrane. Lineage: Eukaryota; Metazoa; Chordata; Mammalia; Pholidota; Manidae. Gene Ontology annotation, molecular function: G protein-coupled receptor activity; protein-hormone receptor activity; protein binding. The record is from RefSeq and is a predicted model, not a curated record. The coding region runs from base 323 to 3226 and encodes 967 amino acids.